Molecule: messenger RNA, 966 nt
Organism: Sorghum bicolor (sorghum)
Lineage: Eukaryota; Viridiplantae; Streptophyta; Magnoliopsida; Poales; Poaceae
Product: thylakoid lumenal 17.4 kDa protein, chloroplastic
Exons: 3
Coding region: 83-748 (221 amino acids)
Source: RefSeq, a predicted model, not a curated record
UGCCUCAUCGCCACCCUCUCUUCUCCCUCCCCUUCCCCUUCACCUCACAAGCCACCUAGCCGCACCGCAUUGGCAAUUUGGCAUGGCGUCGUCCUGCCUCGCCUCGCCGUCUGGCGCCGCGCUCUGCCGCCCGCGGCGGCCGAGGUGCCGCGUCGUCGCGUGCUCGGCGGCCGACGCCGAGCCGGCGUGGGCCAAGGGCGCCGGCCGCCUCGCGUGCGGCGUGCUGGCGGCCUGGGCCGUCGCGUCCGCGUCCAAUCCGGUCAUCGCCGCGAGCCAGAGAUUGCCUCCACUCUCAACGGAGCCAAACCGAUGUGAGCGUGCAUUUGUGGGGAACACAAUUGGUCAGGCAAAUGGGGUGUAUGACAAGCCCCUUGAUCUCCGGUUCUGUGAUUACUCGAACGAGAAAACUAAUCUAAAAGGCAAGUCUUUAGCUGCGGCGUUGAUGUCCGAGGCAAAGUUUGACGGCGCUGACAUGUCUGAAGUUGUCAUGUCCAAAGCUUAUGCUGUUGGUGCAAGUUUCAAAGGAACUGACUUCACGAAUGCAGUGAUAGACCGUGUCAAUUUCGAGAAGGCCGAUCUCACAGGGGCAAUCUUCAAAAACGCAGUUUUGUCAGGGUCGACCUUUGAUGAUGCAAAGAUGGACGAUGUCGUGUUUGAGGACACAAUCAUUGGCUACAUUGACCUUCAGAAGCUAUGUACAAACACCAGCAUCAGCCCAGAUUCGAGAUUGGAGCUGGGCUGUAGGUGAUUCAGCAGAGUUCAACCCUAUCGUUCAUGUUAAUAUAUAUGUCGAUAUCGUCCGUUGAGUGUUCAUGCCUGUCUAUAGAGCCACCAUGACAAGCCGCAAAUCCCCAGCAGAAAGACGUGAUGCCGAUUUUCAUCAUAUCUAUGUAUCUAUCGAUCUAUGUACAAACCUCUGUAUAUCUCAAAUAUCAGCAGCAAUGUAACCAUGCUCCUUAGUUCUUA